UUGUAAACACAAACUUUUGCAACGCGAACUGUAUAGAUACAGUUUUAUUUUGGAGAUUUAAAAACUUGCACUGUUGGAUUACAGACUAUAAAUUGCGCACAUCUUGUAUUGUUUAUAGCUAACUGUGAACCACCUCGGAGGAGAAACAAAAGUGUAAAGUAGAUCAAAGUAAAUGGAUUGGCUGCGGUUGACUCCAAUUCAAUCACUGUACAAAGAAAGAGAAGAGACCGUCCGAGCUGCGGCGCGUGUCGCAUUCAUUCAGCAGCGUUCAGCGCCAGCGCUUGUGUUGCGUGAAUUACGCACAAGAGGAGAGUGGACGUGAAUAUUCAGCAGUGGACCCAGAGCUCAGUGCGUAAUACGGAGACGCCGGGAACCCCCACAGUCUACGAGGAAAGACAUGGAAGUUUGCAAAGGACGUCUGCUGGGCAUUUCGGUGGCCGUUGCGCAUGGAUUUUUUUCGGGAUCGCUGAAUAUUUUGUUAAAAUUCCUCAUCACGACCUAUAGCUUCACGUAUCUGACUUUAAUUCAGUGUCUGACCAGCGGCACUGCGGCUCUCACAUUAGAGGUGCAGAGACUGGGCAAAAUAGAUAUACCUCCCUUCAGCCUCCAGUUAGUCAAAGUUUUUGCGAGUGUAUGUAUUUUGGCAACUUUGCAGUCCACAUUAACCCUCUGGUCUCUCAGGGGACUGAGUUUGCCCAUGUAUGUUGUGUUCAAGCGAUGCUUGCCCUUGGUAACGUUGGGGAUUGGAGUGUGUGUGCUGAAGAAUGGGAUCCCAUCAGCUGGGGUAAUUACAGCAGUUCUCAUCACCACUGGAGGAGCAGCACUGGCUGGUGCUGGAGAUCUAACAGGUGACCCUUUCGGCUACGUGACUGGCAUUUUAGCUGUGAUCGUCCACGCCUCCUACUUGGUGCUCAUCCAAAAAGCAAGUGCAGACAGCGAUUAUGGGCCGCUCACGGCCCAGUACACCAUUGCAGUGGUGGCGUCUCCUAUUCUCUUCAUCUGUUCCAUUGUAAGUAUGGACGCCAUUGACAUGUGGACAUAUGAAGGUUGGAAGAACCCGUAUAUCACGGGCAUCUUCUGUACCUGCAUCCUCAUCGGCUGUGCGAUGAACUUCACCACACUGCACUGUACCUAUAUCAACUCGGCCGUCACCACCAGCUUUGUGGGGGUGGUCAAGAGUAUAGCUACUAUUACUGUAGGCAUGCUGGCCUUUAGUGACGUGAUGCCAACCAAACUGUUCGUGGCAGGCGUGGUGGUUAACACCGUCGGCUCCAUCACCUACUGUGUGGUGAAGUAUUACGAAACCAAAAAGAAGUUAACCUACCAGGAUAUGGACGGGUCCGCUAAGGAUGAAGAACUUCCAGGAGAGCCUUAUGUGGAACCAGCCAAGCCUGAUGGAGAUACGGAAACUCUUCCGAAUGAUCUGGAAAACGUUCCCAAUGGCAGCCUGACUGCGUCAGUUGACGAAGGUCCCAUUCGCGAGAAUAAAGUGGCAGAGUCCAUAGAAUUAGAAAGACCAGGGAUCCCAACAGAUGAUCCUACGAGACAAUCUCUGAGCGAUAGUUACGUAGGGGUCUGGAGAUCCAUUCGCACCUUAAAUUUCUUUAAGAAAGACACUUUACUUGACAACAUGGAGGUUCAAAGUCCUUGACGAUUGGGUUACCGAUAGACAGAAGUGCAUGUUAAGUAUUGUUGAACUGAUGGUGUGAACAAUGUUUGCCUUUUCUCUCCCGAACAUGAUUUUAUGAAAAACAUUUAUUUUUUAUAAAAAGGUAUAGUCUGUUUGUACAUUAGAGGGAGUAUAUGAUGUUAAGGAACACCCAAUAACAGAUGUGCCAAUUUAUUGACUUAAAAUAAAAGAUCCUUUUAUUUUAGGAUCAGUUUGAAAUGACUUUGAGGGGAAAAAACAAAUAUUUUAAUAGAGCUUUCAAAAAUGACAAUUCAGCCAUGAUUUACUUCAUAUUUUCAUAUCGUUUUAAACCUGUGUGACUUUCUCUGUUCUGUGGAGCAUAAAAGAUUAUAUUUUGAAGAAUGUUGGGAACCAAACAGUUUCAGGUCCCAUUGACUUCCAUUAUAUAGACAACAAAUGGAAGUCAAACAUAAUAAGAGAAAGUCAUACAGGUUUGGAACAACAUGAGGGUAAACAAUGACAGAAUUUAAAUUUUUGGGUGGACCAUCCCUUUAAACUAAGUGGAUUGUUUCUAUUUUGAAUGAUUAUUUAUGUUUCUAUGCACGCAGUGUCUGUGCUUGUAUAUUUUCUGUGUUUUGUCUACGAAUGCAAGUCUUGAAUAGGAGGUAUUGAUUUUCCCAUUUGCAUGUAGUAUGCAGAAUUAAUUUAAAUUUAUUUUACGUCAAAAUUCUGAUCUUUGUGUAUUAUCUGCUUUAGCUUGAGGAAAGUGUGCAAUCAGUGAUUCACAAUUGGUGCAUCACGACGAAGAAAUAAGUUGCAAGUCUGUUCGGACAAUGGGGGAAAACAGUAUUUUAUCCAAAUAAUAAAAUGCAACUAACCAUAUAACAACCAUAUAAUCAUGCAAAGGUAAAAGCAGAAAAUAUUUAAACCAAGUCUUAAAAAAGAAGAAAAAAAUGCUUCCUGUCCGCCUUUUUCUUCAACACGGAAGUAAGCUUAUGGGCGAGACUUCCGGUUCAUUGUCCACUAUAGGGAAAUAACGAGAAGAAUAACAAAGUGCAGUAAAUUGUCAAAGUGUUUGCACUACAAAGUGUGUUCAUAUUAUAAUAUGUUAAUUUGCAAUAUCAAUUAGCUAAAAAUAGCUGGACGCGGAUGAGACAGGAAGCUAAACCCAUAAAAUUUACAAAUGGCCGCACCCACUCAUGAAAAAAGGUGGUAUUUUGCCAAAUUAGACAGAUGUCAAAAAUUGACAGGUUAUGCCACAUGCACUCGUUCUCAUAAACCAACUUUUGCAAGGUUGAAGAAAAUAGAACCUUGACUAUUUUAAAAACAAAUUCACUUGCAACAAGGAUAAGUGGUUUGAGCCUCCAUAAUGUGUUUUGUGUUGUGGAAUAUUGUCUGUUGAGAGCAUGAAAUCGAGAGACACGAAAAAGACUUUUGGGGAUCUGAUCACAUCAGAACAAAUAAUCAAAGUAUAGUGUAGUGUUUGGUUUUGUUUACUUUUACUUACACUUCAGUUUUAAAAAUCUGAGUACUCACACGGUUCAGAACCCCUGCAUUAAAUUAACUCUUUCCCUGCCGAACACAGAAUUUUUCGUUAUUUAUGAGACGUUUCCGGCCAAACACGGAAUUUUCCGGGACAUUAAUUAAAAUAAAGAAAGCUUGAAGCUAGAAUAAAACUUUUUGUUUUGUUUUAUUUAUAAGUAGAGGCUCUGCUUAUUUCGAUGUAUUGCAUGUUCAGAUAUUCAUACUGGAGGCCAUUAAAUUUUAGUGAAUAUGAACAAAAAUGCGGUGGCUGGAAAUUUUUUUUUUCAAAAAUGCUGGCAAGGAAGGAGUUAAAGUCAGUAUCUAUUGAGCUUGUGUUAGUGACUUCACCAAAUGCAAUGUUUGAUGCAUUUGAGUGCAUUCCUACCAGCAAAUGCAGACCACCACUAACACCAGUUCUUUAGGGAUUGUUAGACUACUGAAAAUGCAAAACAUAAAGAAAGGUAUUUCUAAUACUGCAAAAAUUAGAGUACAUCAGUUGCUUUCACACAAGCCAUUUAAGAUGUAAAUGAGUUUAUUUCGUUACAUCACUUGUUCACCAGUGGAUCCUCUGCAGUGAAUGGGUGCCGUCAGAAUGAGAGUCCAAACAGCUGAUAAAAACAUCACAAUAAUCCACAAGUAAUACACACCACUCCAGUUCAUGUUUGUAAAAUGUCUACAUCUUGGAUGUCCUGAGAAUAAAAUUUAAGCAAUUUUUGAUUUCAGGGUGAACUGCUAAUUUAAUGGCAGAAUAAUGCAUCCAAAUGUGCCUUUUACAACCUAAUUUAUUGGUUUGUUUGUAGCAUUUAUUAUUCCCAGUCAGAAAAGUAUCUCUUUAAUGAAUAAAUGUAAACCAGAAUUGAAUGAACUCAACUUUAGAGCUCUAUUGUUACAUUAAACCACUGAGCAACAUUUUUUACCAUAUAGGAUAUAUUCAUGUACACUCCCCAUGGCUUUCUUCCAUUUAAAAUCAUCUUUGCCUGACAAUGAUCAAGU
This is a messenger RNA of Labeo rohita (rohu), 4147 nucleotides long. RefSeq names its product solute carrier family 35 member D3. Gene Ontology annotation, molecular function: antiporter activity. Gene Ontology annotation, cellular component: Golgi apparatus. NCBI's taxonomy places the organism in Eukaryota, Metazoa, Chordata, Actinopteri, Cypriniformes, Cyprinidae. The record is from RefSeq and is a predicted model, not a curated record.